This is a messenger RNA of Spinacia oleracea (spinach), 1198 nucleotides long. RefSeq lists its product as uncharacterized. The coding region runs from base 525 to 992 and encodes 155 amino acids. The transcript is spliced from 2 exons. The record is from RefSeq and is a predicted model, not a curated record. Lineage: Eukaryota; Viridiplantae; Streptophyta; Magnoliopsida; Caryophyllales; Amaranthaceae.
CAUUCCUUUUUGUUCUUCCCAUUUCCUUUUUUAGCAUUUCUUUUUGUUCUUCCCCUACUGAAUCUUUACUAUUUUUGGCCAUAGUUUUUUUACCAAUUUACCCUAAGAUUCCCCACUAUUUACAAAAAAUACCCUAAGAUUCUACCCUUUCCCACCCACUUUUACCCCACCCACCUUAUUUAAUUAAUUAACCUAACCCUACCCCCCCUCCCUUUAUUACCCGUCCCUAUCUCACAAUCCCUCCCUCACCUCUCAUUCUGAUUUCUCUCUCUCACCUCUUCGGAUCUCUCUCUCUCUCUUAUUUCACUCUCUCUCUCUCUUAAAAUUCCUCCCCUGUUCUUGAGAAAACCCUAGGUUUUCCGCCUCUGAUCUGGGUUUUCCUCUCCAAAUCUCGCAAAUCUGAAACGUUUUCGCAGAAAAACGUUCAUAAAAAUUACUCGGAAUCAUUUUCCGAUCAGAUCCCCUCUAUUUUUGUCCCCUUUUUGGUCCCUAAUCGUCGCUGAUCUCUGUUUUUCUGGUACUUUAUGGGUUCUUCUUUGUCUAGAACUCGAGGUGAUUCUGGGGUGGGAACUUCUGGUCAAAGAAUCCCCGAUUCCAACUGUGAUUGGGGAUCCAAGUGCAACUGUCCCAAUAACGAGCAUUCCUACUCCGCCGAAUAUAAAAACAAUCUGUAUUUGGCCCAAAAAGAAAAUACGAGUACUCGAAACUAUUUGGAAGAAUGGUUUCGGAAGAGGGAAGUGGAGCCAGGAGAGGAGGUUGAGUCAAAAUAUGACGAUCGGAAACCCACUCCCUCAGAUCUGCGUUUUUUCGGUGAAGGAGAUUCCGAUGAGGAACCAAGUGGGUCUGAUUCAUUUGAUCUGGUGUAUGUUGGAGAGUGUGAAAAUGAGAAUGGUGAUGCUGUUGGGUCUCCAGGACAACUUUCAUCUGGUUAUCCCUCCUCAAAGAAAGGAGAAAAGGGAAAAAAAUCGGCUUCAGCAUCUGAUGAUGCUUAGAUAAGUCUGUCUCCUUUCUCCCUUUUUUCAUUUUAUUGAAUGCUGGCUAGCUGUGGAGUCAUAAGGUGGAUGCCAACAACUGUGAUCUGUUGUUGGCCAGGGGUGUUGUUGUUUGGAUGAUGAUGUUGUGAUUAGUUGUAUGGAUGUUGAUGUUAGAUAUUUUAAGUUAUGAUAUUGAUAUUGAUAAUGAUGAUUGGAUGAUGGUG